This is a messenger RNA of Penicillium roqueforti, 1530 nucleotides long. Its product is annotated as cytochrome P450. The transcript is spliced from 6 exons. The record is from RefSeq and is a predicted model, not a curated record. Bases 1 to 1530 code for a protein of 509 amino acids. NCBI's taxonomy places the organism in Eukaryota, Fungi, Ascomycota, Eurotiomycetes, Eurotiales, Aspergillaceae. Gene Ontology annotation, molecular function: oxidoreductase activity, acting on paired donors, with incorporation or reduction of molecular oxygen; monooxygenase activity; iron ion binding.
AUGACCAUAUCUCCAAUCCCCGGUCUCUUAUUCGUCUAUGAUCAACCCCCCCACAGCAUUUACGUGCUCCCAUUCGUCAUCUCUGCAGCAGCCCUCUGCUAUUUUAUUGGCCUCAUAGUCUUUAACCUCUGGUUCCAUCCCCUGGCCAGGUUUCCGGGACCACUAUUGGCUAGGUCGACCUUGCUAUGGCGAAUGCGAAUGACCUUGAAAGGCAGAAUCCACCGAUCCAUAGAGGCUGGGCACCAGAAAUACGGCCCCGUUCUUAGAGUAGCUCCAAACGAGCUCUCAUUUGCCUCUGUGUCCUCAUGGAAGUCAAUAUACGGCCACCGGCCAGGGGGCAUGAUUCCAACAAAAAGUGAAUUCUACGAUAUGUACGGGUCGGGGUUUAACUCGCUCUGCAUUGGAAGUGAGAGAGAUCCAGAGAAGCACCGGCAGAUGAAGUCAUUUCUGUCUGCUGCAUUUUCGACGAAAGCCCUUUUGGAGCAGGAGCCACUUGUCUCUCAGACCGUUGAUGCUUUCAUCACGCGACUUGGCAACGACGGUGGUUCCGAGACAAAAGGCCUGGACAUGACUAAGUGGACAGAAAUGGUAGCGUUUGACAUACUCGGAGAGAUGGCCUUUGGGCAAUCUUUCGAGUGCAUCAUCCGAGGUGAGCCUCACUACUGGCAGGAAAUGAUUCUCAAACAUCUUUACUUUAUCACCGUUGCGGACAAUUUGCGGCGCCUGCCAUUUGCACUGACAUUGGCAAGAUUCUUGGCACCUGUUCUGACUGCGGUGCGAAAUAAGCACUCUCAAUUCACCAGAGACAAAGUUGCCGAGCGCAUGACCAACAAGAAUCUUCGGAAAGACUUCAUGUCCAAUCUAAUUUCAAAGGUUGAGUCCGGCGAAGUUGAUCGCGAGGAGAUGACAGCUCAUGCAUCCACUCUCAUCAUUGCUGGAGGCGAAACUGUCGCAACUUUCUUGGCAGCUACAGUGUACUACCUACUCAAGACUCCGGAGGUAUACAAAGCUAUGCGUGAAGAAAUCAGAAACCGCUUCCCUACCUAUGAGUCAAUCAAUGCGACCUCUGCACAGCAGUUGCCAUAUCUACAGGCGGUUAUCAAUGAAGGGCUCAGAAUCUAUCCCCCUGGCUCACAGGGUUUCCCGAGACUAUCACCAGGUCUCGCAAUCGAUGGGGAAUGGAUACCGGAAGGUACUGAGAUCUAUACCAGCGCAUGGACUGUGACGCACAAUCCCCAAAUGUUCAAAGACCCGAUGAAAUUCGAUCCAAACAGAUGGCUGAAUGAGAAGUCGACCGAUAUCAAAGAAUCAUCUCAGCCUUUCAGCUUGGGUCCUCGAGGAUGCCUAGGGCGAAAUUUUGCACUUAUGGAGCUAAAUUUGAUCCUUUCGAAACUUUGCUGGAAAUAUGAUAUGGAGCUGAUGGAUCAGUCUCUGGAUUGGGAAGGACAAAGCAAGGUCCAUGUCAUGUGGGACAAGCCUGCCCUGACUGUCAGAUUUCACUCUGUGGACGGUAGCACACUCAAGGCAUAG